This is a messenger RNA of Gopherus evgoodei (Goodes thornscrub tortoise), 6382 nucleotides long. RefSeq names its product parvalbumin like EF-hand containing (gene PVALEF). The coding region runs from base 4766 to 5185 and encodes 139 amino acids. The transcript has 3 exons. Gene Ontology annotation, cellular component: cytoplasm; nucleus. Gene Ontology annotation, molecular function: calcium ion binding. NCBI's taxonomy places the organism in Eukaryota, Metazoa, Chordata, Testudines, Testudinidae. The record is from RefSeq and is a predicted model, not a curated record.
AUGUUAUUUCAGCCCAGGACCCCUAGCUACAAACAGAGACAGGACAAGCACAGACAAUGGGGCCUGCACGUGCCCCUGCCUGGAGCCCGGGGGCUUUGGCUACAAUGGGAGCCGGAUCCCGACAGAGCCCGACUGGCAGCAAUCCCAGCACAGCCCUGGGUCGGCGCUGGAGGCGUCUCCCUCAGCAGGGCGUCUCGUCUGGCAGGGCUGCGUGGCUGCAGCGGAACCAGACUUGGCCUUGGUGCACAGAGCAUCCAGCUCCACACUGCUUCAGCCAGCCCAGCUGGUCGGAUUCCUCAGGGGGGCUCAGGGGACAUUUGUGCCUUUCCACUGGUUUUCAAACAGAGGAAUCAGGAGUCCUCGGUUCCGUGCCUAGCCCUGCCGCUGACUUGCUGUGUGACCUUGGGGAAGUCACCUCACCUUCACCCGGGCCUCAGUUUUCCUGUCUAUGAUGGGGGAUGAUCUUUAGCUGCAUCACAAAGGCAGAGCAGGGAGAGCACAUGAAGUUCUUUUUAUUGGUGUCCAAAGUGCUUGGAGAGCGUGGUACUCAAAGAUGGCGAGAGCGUUGGGAGUUUGAAAGUGGCUGCUGCCACGCUCAGCAAAGCUGCUCUCACUGAACAGAGAUGGGAUUCACGGCCUCACCAGGAGGCAAGAUGGCUCCCAGACCAGCAAAGUGCCACCCAGCUGGCCAGGCAGGAGAAAGAUCUGAGGACCCAGCAUCCCCUGGGGAUGCAGCCAAAAGGCUCUCAUCUCAGGAGGGCGGCCAGAGGGGCUGCCCCCGCUUUCUAGGCUACGGACGUGACCUAACCGAAGAGGCAGCCCUGUUUUCCUAAGCGGUGGUGGUGCAACAAGCCCAGGGGGAGGCUGUGCUCAGCUAAAGGUGCGCCUUCCCCCUCCCUGCCUCCUGGACAUUUACUGAGACAGCUGAAGGCCUAGGAGGAAACCUCACUUGAUUGGCACAUGAUUUAAUGUUCCCCAGGUCCCAUGACCCACUAGCUGCUCCCCUGGUGCCCAGGCUCGCUAGGUCUCACAUGUCCCAUCCUUUCCUGCACUUUUAAUAUUGAAAGCCAAAUUGACAUGCAUGUUAAUUGUUUAGAAGACCUGAGCUUGCAAAAAACACUGCGCUGCAGCUGUAGCACUGCCACAAAUAGAUCCCGGCUUGGAGAAAUUAAAGUCUUCUUGCAAAUAAAUGUUCUCCAAGAAGGCAGCUGCAUCAUUCAGAGCUAAUUUGCUUUCUCCCUGGGACUCGAGAUUCCAUUGCUUUGUACCCAGCUCUGCUCAGCACAAUUCCCCCUUGUAAGCAGCAUGGAGGAUUGGGAGAGUGGUUGCACAGCACACAGGCUGAACAAGAGUAGGGAGCACAAGGCACAUUGAAAGAAUAUUCCUCCGCAGCAGAAAGGAGUCAGGUGGGGUUUUUUUUAGUAAAAUUCACCCUGGUUUCCAAGCAGGACCCCAGCGAGGGGAGCUGCCCUUGGAAUCACAGUCACGUCAUUACAGGCAGAGAAAAAGCUGUUCGUUUCUCACUCUCUUACUGAGUUUGUGCUCAUGGAGCCACAUUUUCAAAGGGCCUCUAACCCCCCUGGAGACGUUUGCAUGCACAAAUCAACAGCAGCUGCACACACAAAUGCAGAGAAGUUUGCACCUGUUGACAGGUGAGGCUGCAAUGCAACGGGUGUGUGCCAGGCAGGUGCCCUUUGAAUCGGGUUCAGGAUGUGCAGCAGUGACACAUUGCUCGAAUACCCAGCGACAGGUUUUCCCCCACAAUUCUCAAAGAUUAAUCUUGAGAAUAACUGGGCUAAAUCCGGAGCCGUUCACAGUGACAGUGAAGGCACCGUCAUCUCGCGGUGGCCACUUGCAUGGGGCUUUACAAACCUGAAUGCAACCGGUCCCUGCCCCCAAAAGUGCACACAGUUGUGAUGCAGGCAUUUUCUCUCUCCCUCUCCCCGGAGCCUGCCUCACUCCUACAUGUUACACAGGCCAGGCUGUGUGCUCCUCUUUAGACUUGCAUGCAGGCCAGGGAGGUAGGAGUAUUACUGUGCCUGUUUUUCAGGUGGGGAAAUGGAGGCCAGAGAGGAAGUGCAAUUUGACCGAGGUUACACAGUGAGUUGAUGAUGGCUUGCGGGCCGGCUUAAAAUGGCUCAUGGGCCGUAGUUUUCCCACCCCUGUGCAUGAGCUUCUGCAAUGUCAGCCCUCUCCUCCCCUGGUCACCCCAGCGGGGGGCUUUGCUUGCUCCUGGAAAGAGGGAAGGUUUUCAGCACUAGGCCUCAGUUCUUUAGACUCCCCCUCCUGCAGCUCUAUGGCCAGCGUCCUGCCCCCUCUGCAGGUGCUGAGAUGCCAGCUGCUAAUGAGGCUCUGCUAAUGCUAAACUAUGCCAAGAUAAUCCGAGCUGCUUGCUGCCAGCGUCUUGAAAGGGCCCAGGAGGGCUGCAGUGGCCGACAGGUGCAGCGCUCCCUAAAUAGCAAGGCCAAGAGUGUGCCUAUAAAAACCGGGGACACGCCUAGCACCCAAGGAGAACUUGCUGAGGGCUGUUCGGGAAGGAGCCUGCCACGAAGCCUGCACCAGGUAAGUGCCAGCCAGAGAGCCCGGCGAGAAUAAAGCCAGAGGAGAAGGAAGCUGGUGAGGAAUGAGGCAUCAGCUGUAAACACUGCAUGGAAACCAGGGAGAGGUCAGCUUGGAAAGAGCCCCAGCUCCCCCGGGAAUGACCUGGCCAGCCUGAGGAGGAGAUGGAGGUGAUGAUGAAGGCGCCCGCCAGUCACACAGGGCCCUAGUGCACUAAGGCCCCCGUGGGUGUGACUCUCCCGGCUCCGUCCCCACAAGGGGCUGGGUGCUCCAUGGUCACUGGGAGCGGGACGGAUGGUUAUGGUUUAGGAGCACAGCCACCCAAGGGAGAGGUCUGCAGGGCCCACGGCCGCAGGGUUAGUUCUUGAGCCCGCUGGGAGGGACACGUCUCUGAUGGCGAAUACAGGACUUUAGGGGCAGCUCCUUGGUGGGCGUCAGAGGCCACCUAGCCCAGGGGAGAGGGGUGAGGCCAGGUAUCUGGGGCGAUGGGCCCAUGGGACAUGCAGGGGCCAGCCUGCAGCCUGCCUGGUUAGAGUCACCCUGUGAGUGCUUCAAGCCCGUCUCAGCUGUCCUGCCGGGGACGAGGGGGAACAGCCGGGGAGAGCCCAGACAGGCAUUAGCUGAGCUCUUGGGUCUGGUACAGUCCGGGGGAGCUGCCGGGUAGGGAUUUUGCUUUGGACUGUUAAAAGUUAAGUUGAAGGGUCCCUAAGCCCAGGACAGGGGAUCGCCCCCCCAGCCCCCUCGCUGUGACUGGAACUCUAAGUAAAUACAACACAGGAGUCCCCAGAGGGAGAGAAGGUGAAUGCAACAGCCCUUGCGGUCCCCGCGGGCCCUGGGCCUCGUGCCGGGGGAGAGGGAAUACUCACCCCUGCUGAGCUCAGCAGCCUGGGCAGCACGAGGACUCAGGGCUUGUGCCAGUGCCUGGCCUGGGCCCUUCCCUUGGGUCCCCCUGGCACGCAGGCUGGGUCAGCAGUGACAUCUGGGCUCAGCAAGGCCAAGAUUUCACUGGAAGGAUUUCACUCCCCCUUUCAAAUGUCAGUCCAUCCCCACGCUGGGGCGCCUGGCCGCUUGGCACCCCAGAAGCUUGCUGAGGGCCAGGGCCAGCGGCACAGAUAAGGGGCCGGAGCCAGUAGGGCGGGCCCCUGCCCAUCAUAAAUAGCUGCCGGCUGCACUGGCCCCACGAACUGGAUAGUCCGCUGGGAAGGCGGAAAUAUUUCGGCUCAGUGUAACCCUAGAGCGGAGUCGCAUCACAAGACGCUGCCCUGUGAAUAGAAGAGUCCCAGAGAGGCAGGAGCCUUCUUCAAAACAACAUGCGACCCCCCCAGAAAUAAAUACACGAGCUACCGUGGGGAGGGAGGGGGCCUUGAGGUGCUGCCCUUUGAGCAGGAUUCCUGGCAGGGCGGGGGCGAUGGAGAGUUCCAGGGUCCCCGCUGGUGUCUGACACUGCAGCUGGUGCCAGUCCCCGCAGCAAGGGCACGGUGCGGAGGGCAAAGAGAAGAGCUCAUGGAGGGACCCCAUCAACAACCAACAUCAUAAACCCAGUGGGAGAUGUCCUGCCCGCCCAGGAGAGGCAGGGGCCAAGCAGGGCUGACGCCCGCUGCCUUCCUAUGGGCUGACACUGGGGUAAAUCAGCUUGGACUUUGACCCAGCUGAUCUGGGGGUUUCUGCUGGGAGCCAGGACGCCUGGGUUCUAGUCUCAGCUCACAUUGUAGGCGAGGCACCAUCCCCCUCUGGCCCCAUCUGCCCAGCUGUUAACAGGGGGCUAGAAAUCCCAGUGCGAGGCCGAGAGGUGCCGUGAAAUAUUGCCUACAGAGUGUGCCAAGAGCCCAUGCUGGACGGGGCUGCAGCGGGUGAAGGGAAACGCCAGAGCCAACAAAAUGGCUCCUUGGUGGGAAGGGGGCGGUUUGACUGUUCCUCUGAUCCCUGUGCUGAGAGCUACUCGGGCAAGGGGGCCUGUGUGGGGUGUCGUGCUCCUGGGGAAUGCGGUGCAGGGGCCCUGGCGAGCUGGCUGAGGGGACGCCUGACCGUAUUGACUUGCCGUGAAAGGUCACAAGUAAAAGGAACCCUCCCAACGUGCCAGGAGAGCUGAGUCCAUCUGAGCAGCUCAGCAGGGACACAAGCUUCUGAGCUAGCCCAGGCAGAACAAGAAAAAUCCCCCCUCCCUGCCCUCAUUCUCAGCUCUCCUCUUUCCUCGCCAGGGGACGGGAUGGAGGAGAAUUUUUCCUGCCAAGUCAAGAAGAUGGCGCUGGCCUUGGGAACGUCUCUGACGGACAAGGAUAUUGACCUGCUGCCCUCGGAGAUGAGGCAUCAUGCGGCCUUCAACUACAGCAAGUUCUUUGAGUACAUGCAGAAGUUCCAGACGUCGAGCGAGCAGGAGCAGCAGGUGCGCAAAGCUUUCCAGCUCCUGGACAAGGACAACAGCGGCUUCAUCGAGUGGAACGAGAUCAAAGUUCUCCGACCUGGUCACGAAGGAGAAGAUCCCCAAGAAGAAGUGAGGCAGGGGAGAAGGAGAAGGAGCGCCCCACUUCCUGGCACCAGGCCGCCUGCUUUGGGGGCAGCCCCCCACAUAGGCCGCCGCUGGCCGCCCAUGCAGCACUGUGCUUGUCCUGUGUGUUCUGUCGCCUAGACCCCAGUGUGGAGGGGAAGGGGCUGCCACACCUGGCUGGCGGGGAGGGGACAGCAGGGGUGGGUACCAAGCUGCAUACCAGGCCUAGAGCGGUAGGAGGCAGUUUUGGGCCAGGGCAGGAGAGAGGGCUUGAGAAAUAAGAACCACUCCCCUGGCCCCACUGCAGCUGAACCUCCCCAGCACCUGCCCUGGCUGAGACGCACACGACCAGCAACAGGCGCAUUCAAGAUGGUGCCGCUCUCCCCCUGGCCUCCCACCCCAACAGAGCAUCAGGGCCAGCCAGGCCGGGGCUGGGAGCAGAAAGACUGAAGAAAAACCAGAUCCAACCCGGCUCCGAGCCUUGUGCCUCCUCAAUCCAUUCCCUUCCCCCAGCUCCUCCCGUCCCGCUCAGAGUGGGCCCAGCUCAGCACCGUCCCAAGAGCCCUGCCUGUGCCAGCUGGCUGCUCUCUGCCCAGAGAAGGGCAAGUGCACCAUUGGCACAGCUGCUGCAUUAGCACAGGGAGGGUGGGGGGUGAAGAAAGUUCCUGUCCUUGUGCCGUGUCCUGCAUCACGCCCGCCCUUGUCCCAGCCUCAGCACAUGUAUUGCAGUCCUGGUGCCGUUUGCAUCCAUCGGGUCCGUUUCCUGCCCCAAAUAAAGACUCUCUCGUGUGAUCCCUUCUGCAGCUGAGCCCUUUGCUUUCGCCUGGCCAGCGCUGGCACAGCUAGGGGCCGGGAGAGAGAGUGCACACCGAGCCCUGAGCCUGGCCAUUGCCUGCACCCACAGCCAGGAAUUCCUGCUGGCCCUAGGCGCUUGGCCGGACAGAGGGCAGUUAGUGGCUGAGACAGAAGCCAGGAGGCCUGGCUCCCAGCCCCUGGCGCUGGACACGGAGAGAUAUACCCGGGGUCCACAAACCCCACUGGAUAGCUGAGGUGAACCCCUCUACCCCCCUCCCCAGCACUCAGCACCAGCUGUAGAGCUGGGGGUUAAAGUCCCUCUGGACACAUCCCAGGGCCUGGCACUGCUGGGCAGUCCCUGUUCUCAAAGCCCCAUGAGCACAGCUCAGCAUAACUGCGGCCCGUUCUGAGACUGAGCAGAAUCUGGGCCGGGAGAGGACGGACCAGAGGGAAGCUGAGAGCCAGGGAAGGUGCUGGUGCGAUGGGGAGAGAGGAGGAAGAGGAGAUUCCCCAGAAUGCUGCAGUGAAAGAGAUUCAGGUUAA